GUUGUGUUGCAAUGGGAGGAGAAAGCAGCAGUCCAGACUCCCCAGUGUCUCCCAGUGUGUCUGAGCUGAGACUGUUGCUGCUGGGGAGGACUGGGGCUGGGAGGAGUGCAGCAGCAAACACCAUCCUGGGCAGAGAGGAGUUUGGGGCCCAGGCCGGCCCCUCUGCAGUGACCCAGAGGAGUAAGAGGAGAGAGGGGGAUGUGUGUGGGAGACUGCUGGUGCUGGUGGACACUCCGGACUGGUUCUGUCCCGGACUCUCUCUGGAGGAGCUGAGACAGGAUGUGGGGCUCUGUGUCCGUCUGUCUGCCCCGGGACCCCACACCUUUCUCCUAGUCAUACCUGUGGAGCCCUCCAAGAGGGAGGAGAGUGGGGUGCUGGAGAGAAUAGAGGAGAUGUUUGGGGAGGGUUGUUGGGCACAUACUGUUAUUCUAUCCACCCAUGCUGAUGGCCUGAAAGAGCAGAGCAUUGGGGAGUUUCUCCAAGCAGGGAGCCAGGACCUCCAGCAGCUUGUAGAGAAAUGUGGGAGCAGGUACCAGGUCCUCAACAUUAAGGACAGAGCCCAUGGCACUCAGAUCCCAGAGCUGCUGGAGCAGGUAGAGGAGAUGGUGGUAGGAAAUAGAGAGAGAUUCUACAGCAGUCAGACCUACCAGGAGGCAGAGACCUAG
This is a messenger RNA of Salvelinus sp. IW2-2015, 665 nucleotides long. Its product is annotated as GTPase IMAP family member 9-like. Gene Ontology annotation, molecular function: GTP binding. Lineage: Eukaryota; Metazoa; Chordata; Actinopteri; Salmoniformes; Salmonidae. The record is from RefSeq and is a predicted model, not a curated record.